AUGCUUUCAUCAAGAGCGUCAACCAGACUCUGCGCGCCGAAACAAGCGGCCCAACUCGCCCGGGCCGCGGCGCUCCACAACACCACCACCUCCUUCGCCGGCCUGCGCAUCACCACCGCCUCCUUCCAGCAGCAACACAACAACAACAUCACCACUACCACCACGACGGGCAGCCGAUCCUUCUCCACAACCCAAGCAACACAGCUCCGCGACUUCUUCCCGGCCAAGGAGACGGAACACAUCCGCCUCACGGCGCCGGCAUGGCCGCACCCGGGGUACACGGAGCAGCAGAUGCACGACAUCAUCCCGGACCACCGCAAGCCGCGCACCGUCGGCGACUGGGCGGCGUGGAAGUUUGUCCGGCUCGCGCGCUGGUUCAUGGACCGCGCCACGGGCCUCGGGUCCGAGCAGCAGGUCGACAAGAAGAAUCCCACCACGUCGCUCGUCGCUGAUAAGCCGCUCACCGAGGCGCAGUGGCUGGUGCGGUUCAUCUUCCUGGAGAGUAUUGCCGGAGUCCCGGGCAUGGUCGCCGGCAUGCUCCGCCACCUCGGCAGCCUGCGCCGCAUGAAGCGCGACAACGGCUGGAUCGAGACGCUCCUCGAGGAGUCCUUCAACGAGCGCAUGCACCUUUUGACCUUCAUGAAGAUGUCGGAGCCGGGCUGGUUCAUGAAGGUAAUGAUCCUCGGCGCCCAGGGCGUCUUCUUCAACGGUAUGUUCCUAUCGUACCUCGUCUCCCCCAAAAUCACCCACCGCUUUGUGGGCUACCUCGAGGAGGAGGCCGUGCACACCUACACACGGUGCCUCUACGAAAUUGACCAGGGCUUGUUGCCGAAAUGGUCUGAUCCGAACUUUGUGAUUCCGGAUAUUGCGGUGCAGUAUUGGAAGAUCCCCGAGGGGCAUCGGACGAUGAAGGAUUUGGUUUUGUACAUCAGGGCUGAUGAGGCCGUUCACAGAGGCGUAAACCAUACCCUCAGCAACCUUAACCAGAAGGAGGACCCGAACCCGUUCGUCAGCGAGUACAAAGACGGCGAGAAGCCCAAUGCCGCGCUGAGAGCCCAGGGAUUCGAGCGUAACGAGGUCAUUUGA
Molecule: messenger RNA, 1086 nt
Organism: Colletotrichum godetiae
Lineage: Eukaryota; Fungi; Ascomycota; Sordariomycetes; Glomerellales; Glomerellaceae
Product: alternative oxidase
Exons: 3
Coding region: 1-1086 (361 amino acids)
Biological process (GO): alternative respiration
Cellular component (GO): mitochondrion
Molecular function (GO): alternative oxidase activity
Source: RefSeq, a predicted model, not a curated record